Molecule: messenger RNA, 9628 nt
Organism: Sciurus carolinensis (gray squirrel)
Lineage: Eukaryota; Metazoa; Chordata; Mammalia; Rodentia; Sciuridae
Gene: Oprm1
Product: opioid receptor mu 1
Exons: 4
Coding region: 210-1412 (400 amino acids)
Biological process (GO): neuropeptide signaling pathway; G protein-coupled opioid receptor signaling pathway; sensory perception of pain
Cellular component (GO): neuron projection; membrane
Molecular function (GO): neuropeptide binding; G-protein beta-subunit binding; G-protein alpha-subunit binding
Source: RefSeq, a predicted model, not a curated record
GGGAGGGGGCAGCAAGCAGAGGACAAUGUCAGAUGCAGCUUUUUGCCUUCUGCCUGACGCUCCCCUCUGGUUCCGCCAGGGUUGGUCCCUGUAAGAAAUAGCUGGAGCUGUGGCAGCGGCGAGAGGAAACGGCGGAGGCGCGUGGAGCCCGAAAAGUCCCGGUGCUCCGGGUUACCUCGCAUCCUGGUCCCCAGCAGGCCGUCAGCACCAUGGACAGCAGCGCCGUCCCCGUGAACGCCAGCAACUGCACCGGUCCCUUCGCGCCACCGAGUUGCUCCCCAGCACCGAGCCCCGGUUCCUGGGUCAACUUGUCCCACUUGGAUGGCAACCUGUCUGACCCAUGCGGUCCGAACCGCACGGAGCUGGGCGGGAGCGGCGGCCAGUGCCCUCCGUCCGGCAGUCCUUCCAUAAUCACGGCCAUCACCAUCAUGGCCCUCUACUCCAUCGUGUGCGUGGUGGGGCUUUUCGGAAACUUCCUGGUCAUGUACGUGAUCGUCAGAUACACCAAAAUGAAGACUGCCACCAAUAUCUACAUUUUCAACCUUGCUCUGGCAGAUGCCCUGGCCACCAGUACCCUGCCCUUCCAGAGUGUCAAUUACCUAAUGGGAACAUGGCCUUUUGGCACCAUCCUUUGCAAGAUUGUGAUCUCCAUAGAUUACUAUAACAUGUUCACCAGCAUAUUCACCCUCUGCACCAUGAGUGUGGACCGCUACGUCGCAGUCUGCCACCCGGUCAAGGCCCUGGAUUUCCGCACUCCCCGAAAUGCCAAGAUUGUCAACGUCUGCAACUGGAUUCUCUCUUCUGCCAUUGGUCUGCCUGUAAUGUUCAUGGCAACAACAAAAUACAGGCAGGGUUCCAUAGACUGUACCCUAACGUUCUCUCACCCAACCUGGUACUGGGAGAACCUGUUGAAGAUCUGUGUUUUCAUCUUCGCCUUCAUCAUGCCCAUCCUCAUCAUCACCGUGUGCUAUGGACUAAUGAUCUUGCGCCUCAAGAGUGUCCGCAUGCUCUCCGGCUCCAAAGAAAAGGACAGGAACCUGCGGCGCAUCACCAGGAUGGUGCUGGUGGUGGUGGCUGUGUUCAUCGUCUGCUGGACUCCCAUCCACAUUUACGUCAUCGUCAAAGCCUUGAUUACAAUCCCAGAAACCACGUUCCAAACCGUGUCCUGGCACUUCUGCAUUGCUCUGGGUUACACAAACAGUUGCCUGAACCCAGUCCUUUAUGCAUUUCUGGAUGAAAACUUCAAACGAUGCUUCAGAGAAUUCUGUAUCCCAACGUCCUCCACCAUCGAGCAACAAAACUCCACUCGAAUUCGUCAGAACACUAGAGACCACCCCUCCACAGCCAAUACGGUGGAUAGGACUAACCACCAGCUAGAAAAUCUGGAAGCAGAAACAGCUCCUCUGCCCUAAUGGGGUCUCAUGCCAUUCAGACCCUCCCUGAGCUCUGAAGCCUCCAUCGACAUGGAAGCAGGUUGCUGGGAGAAUGGAUAGGAGCUUGAGUUCCUAGGAAAGCGCCUGCUCCCUAGUCACCCAGCCUGUCCCCUCUGGCUUCUCCACUCCGCCUGUGAGAGGGGCACACAAACUCUAUCAAGCACUCGAAAGGAAAAGAAGACAUCACACCAAUGAUUCUGGCUUGUGUACAUAAUCACCAGGAAGUCACCCAAGGGGACCACAGUCUGCCGUGGUAUGUGAACUGGGGUCAUCGUCGAUGGUGACUCUUCUGUAUGUAUUAUUCUGUUUUCAGCAAAUAUUUAUGACCUUAUCAAAGAAAAACCACCAAUUGCUAAAUUCACCACAGUAACACAUAAAGUGAAUGCUACCUCUGACCAAACACAUCGUGUGGAAAGUCCCUGCGUCUCUAAUCUUUUGUGUGGGAGAACAAUAUUCUAUUUUUGACCACUAAAGCUCACCUUGAAAUUGCCAUCUGGUUAAGACAUCAGUUGCACUUCCAUGUCUUGGUUUCACAUUGUCUAAAAGAUGACAUCUUUUUCACCCAGUACCAUAAUUGCAAAGCAAGACAUGAACACAAAAGCUCAUCUGAAACGCAUCCAGUAAUGCGUCUGCCAGCUGCAGAGGGUUGAGUCCCCCACGGGGCAAGCACCUCUGAGAGUCACAGUGGGGAUGUCCCUUCCUGAGGCUGCCCAUGUUCACUCGCUGGCUCUCACUCAAGUGCCCAGAGGGUGACAGUCAGCCACAGUUCAUGGCUUCCCCCACAGAAAGCAGAGCACUUGGACACACUCUUCCCCCCUCAGUCUUCUCCACACUUGACACGGUAUUUUCCCUUUUAAGAACUCAGUUCAAAAUACAGACGCCUUUUGAAUCAGUGUGAUAAAAUGACAGAUGUUUGUGUUGAGUGCCAGCAUAGUUUAAACGAUUUUUAAAAAUAUGGACUCGAUAAACUUAAUCUCAAAACAUAAAAGACUCAAGCAACUACAGAGAAAAACGUGGGAUCUGCUUUCCAACCUUGUGUAGUUACUUGGAUGUGAAAUACCGACCUUGGCCCCAAACCGUUUCCCUGAACAUUGCAAUUAUCUCAUGUCAUCACCAAUAUUUUGGUCUUUUGGAGCUCUGCUGUCAAGUUUUCUUUGUAAAGCGUCAGUCUUCUGAGUGGUUUCUCUAAGACAAUCCCCCUCCUAAACUGGCUUUCUUUGUGGUGACACAGAGCAGAGAUUUGGCAAUUGCCCAUUUCACUUGAUCUUUACAGACUGUGAGUCUGAUGGCCCAUGCUGAGGAGCUCUCCACGUUGGACAUCUGUAGGCCCUGACUGAAUGGAUCCAGGGCACAGCCACUACAGUUAUCUAUAAGUCCACAUAGAGAACAGGGCCCCUGCUUCCCCUGCAAGAGUUCAGAGUCUAUGAGCUUCCAGCAGAUUCAACUGUAAAAUGUGUUUCCCUUCAUCAAUCUAACAAGACACAAAUACACUCCAGACAGGCACAGGCAAGGCACAUGGGAGACAGCUGCCAGGGACGGAAUGACUGAAUUUACCGCCUCAGAUCCUGCCAGCUGUAAUCAUGUGGGCCCAAACCCCAGGAACCAUUACAGGAGAAACAAAACCUAGAUAAGUGUUGUAAUGCUUCCUCCUGGCGAUGCCUUGAAUACCCCUCUAGUGAGCUCUAUUUCUCAAGUAUUAUGGUCCAGGAUAGAAACACAAGAUGUUUAACUUUUUUUUUUAACAUUUUCUGAUCAAAUAAUUAAAACCAGAGUCUUAAAAAGAUUUAGAAUUUUAAAGCAGAUAAUGCAAAUGAAACACACUAAAGGAGAAUGAAAUAUUUGUACGUAAGUACUGGGGAGGCAGAUUCUUACUCUGAACACACCAUGUAGUGGGAUUUGUCUCGAGGGUUGGUGCAGUGUUGCUUUCUGCUCAGAAGGCUAUUUCUCAACCACCCUCCUUCUGCCUAAUGAGCCUCUCUCGGUAUGAAUCAUCUGGCAUGUGGUGGAGGCAGUACAGUAUUGACGGAGGACUUGAUCCAUCUCCUACAAGCGCAUGUGUGUGCACAAGGCUCUUCGAGGCCUGCGUCCAACGCACAGUGGGGGCUUCAUCUUAAAAACAGGACAUUCUAAAUAAUGCGUUGUUGACAUUUUGCAUAAGAAACCAUUUUGGUUGUAAAAUCCAUGGCAAGUAGAGAGGUAACAACACUGACUCAGGUGGGCUAAGGUUUCCUGUGAAAUCUGAAGAUAAAGAAAGCACGAGGUUCUGCCUGUUCUCCCUUCUUAUUUCACCCCUGUCCUUAGGGAUGGGAUUGCUUCCCAGUGUGGUUUCCCAAAACAGAGACCUUAGACAUGAAGCGGAAGUUUUGCUACUUUGAUUACUUGUGAUAGGACGUCUAGUUGACUGGGUCCACAGCAAUGGUGGCCUUUCCUCCCUCUCUCUGCCUUCCCCUCACUGCCGUUUGGCCCCACGUCCUUCUCUCUCCAGUCACUGGAAAGGGAAGAAGAGAGGAGAGGAGACCCAGCUGAGGAAAGAGUGAUUCCUGAGAUUCAUGGAGGGAGUCUGUAGAGAGAAGCUCAGAAGGGGACUGGAGCAUACUUUUGUUUUAAACAUUUGGUUGUAAUAUUCUGGAUUACUCUUAAUUUGAUGACUUAGAAUAAGUGUUUAGUGAAGAUGCUAAAACUUGGGUUUUUAGGUCCUACAGAUCUCCAUCUGAAGACACAUUGUGAAAGGUUUUUGGCUUUGUGGUUUUGAGAACAUAUUUCAGUUCUCCUAGUUUCUGUCUUCUCUUGAAAGUGUGGAUAAUAACAGCAACCUUCUUGGGUUGUGGUCAGGAUCGAGGGAGAUAAUGUAUAUAAAAAAGGUUGACCUACCAGGUGGUAAAUGCUCCCUAUGUAUAGUGAAAAUUAUCAAUGUCAAAAAACAAAAUAAAAAUAAAAAAUAAAAGACAGGUGAAACCUGAGGGGUUCACUAGGAACCAUCCUGAUCACCUUUGGCACAAAACCCUGAGAAAGGGCCUCCUUUCUCCUGUUUUUUCUCCCUGUUGGGGGUGGUUCAGAAUCAUGGUCAGAGAACAGGAUAUGCAGGUUGUAUUUAAGAACACUAUCAUUAAGGUCUAAGGCAGAAGUCACUUACAGGGCCUAACUGAGGGACAUCUGUCCAGGAGCCAAUUGAAUUUAAGUGAAAAAAAAUGUCAACCCUCAGUCAUUGUUCUCCACUGUCAUCAAAAUAUUUAAAAUACAAGGAAUUAUGCACACCAGUAACUGCUCAAGAAAUAAGCAAACCCAAAUGCCAACAGCUCCAACGUUCAAGUUCUUGUCACGGCACUUCCUAGAGGAGGAAGCAGAUGGGCCAAGGUAAUUCCAUUCAUCCUGUAUUAUUGUGUCAUAGACAGAUGCAUUACAAACAAAAGGACCUAGGGACUAUUGACACUGAGAUUUAGGACAGUGAGAAGUGGGUUAAGGGUGGAUUAAAGAUGUGUAUCUUGUGACAAGGUCCUUUUCAAAUAACAUUGCAUAAAUGCUGUGUAUGCAUUUUAAAGGAAUUUUCAGCACUCUGAAGACAUUAAAAUAAAUAUGUCAAUCUUUGAAAGCACCUCUUGACUCGAAUAUACCAAUGGACACUUCUAGAUCCUGGGCACACAUUCCAAGAUUGAUCAACUUUCCAGCAUUCUUUCAACACACAUUUAAUACAAAUUUAAUCACAUAUUUUUCAACUCACUUUGCAUUUCCUAUUAACUUGCAGUAACUGAGAAGUUCAUUAAGUCUGCACAUGGGAUCGCACUUAAACUUUACAAAGUUACAAAGGAAGUUUGGACGGUUCCCACUUCCUCUGCAUUUUAAGAGGUUCAGGUUUGCAUUUCAGAGCCAAACCACCAGGAAAUAAUGCUUAGAGCCCUCAUGUCUCCAAGUUCUGGACUCUGUACCCAGGGAUGCCAGCUCCCCUUUGUCUCUCAACCUCUAAAAAUCCAGUAUUUCUCUGAUCCAUUCACAUCCAAGAGCAUUUCUUUAUGCUGAAACUACACUAACACUCUGUUGCAAUAGAUUAAGAUGCUCCUAGAUCACACUACUAGGUCUGAGGCAAGGCAGGAGUGUGUAUUUGGGAAAUAGGAGGGAAGAAUUCAGUAGAACCAACACAGGGGAAGAAAGGAAGGGAGCGCUUGCCAUUUUUAUUAUCCUACCCUUGGAAUUAUUUAGCUUCACACCUUACUGCACUCAAAGUAAGUAGUUGGCAUGACCACCCUUUGUCCAAAGAAAUCAUCUUUAAAAGUGCUCAGAUGUGGGCUGGGGCUAUAGCUCAGAGCAUUUGCCUAGCACGCAUAAGGCACUGGGUUCAGUCAUUAGCACUGCAUAAAAAUAAACAAAUAAAAUAAAGGCAUUCUACCCAUAUACAACAACAAAAAGAUUUUUUUUAGAAAAGUGCUCAGAUGUUUUGUAGAGCAGGUAGCCAUCUAUUCAAAGUUGCAAAGAUUCUAUAAGAUCUAUGAGGGCCACAUCUCAGCACAAGCAGCUACACUAGAUGGUUUUACAGAUCCAGGUUUCAGGAAAAGUUCUGUCCUUACUAGAACACCACAGAAACUAAAUCAGUCCCCUGAUAGUGCAAAAAAAAAAAAUGCUCAACGUUCAUUAGGAUAUUUCCAUAUGUUUCCAUGUAAAUGUAGUUAUAUUUUCUACUUUUCAGGUGAUGUGUCUUCAUUUUUGGUUUUGAAAGAAUGGUGAUAUUAACUAUCUCUCUCAAAGGAGGAUAACCAUCACUUUUUGUGGUCAAUGAAGUUGCCUGUAUUUAUACGUCCCAAUGACUUAUGGUCACCCAGAACUGUUUCAUGAAUCACAUGUGGUUUGUUUUCUCAGCUCACCAUUAUGUGUGAGAAAUAUAGCCUAACUGAAAAAGAGAUUAACUGCUGGAGUUCCAACUAAUACUAGGACCUUCUUAGCAAUAUAUGCAUUGCCCAUAAAGAAAAACGAGUUUGUAUUAAGAGUUCAGAGAGGGAGCCUAGAAGCCCAUUAGAGAUGGGGAAAUUCACCUUGUCAUGUGCACCAUAAUAAAAAUGUUUAGCAACAAAACACGUCUCGGGAAAAGAUUGUUUAAAUUAUAAACUACAACUUCCUUCUUACCUUGAAAUUGGAGUUUUGAAAAGACCCAGAUCUUUCAAGCAGGCUAUUAUCUUCCAUUUAUCUUUAUGUUCCCGAAGAGCAACAUCUCUUGUUUUGCUACAAAUACAUAAAUGUUCAAUUGGCAUUACCUGCUAAUGUUAGGAAAUUUCCCAUGAAUACAGAGUUACGAAAAACUAACUGGAAAUGAAAGAAGCAAUAUAAACUGAGGAAGAAAUAAGUAGAAGGGAAAGGGAGGAAAUGAAGGAGAUGGCUAAGAUCCCAGGUGAAACUGAAUAUAGUCAGAUGUGCCCAUCAGCAAGAGGGAGAUUCAUUAAUUUAAUUAAUUUGAUUAACAAACACUGAGAGAAGGGCAGGAGAUGACAUUUGUGUGGCCUAGUGACUGUGAUUUUUCUACCCAGGAGGACAGAGCAGAGGACUCUAAGAAAGAACGACAACUGUUUUUCUCCACUUGGAGGGAAAUAGAUGUGCCCCAACCUGCAUGACACUCGCAGGUCUCCCUUUGCCCUGGCUGCCUCAGGAGACAGGCUUCUGCUUCGCAGAGAUGCUUUUCUCACUUCACAUCUGGUUAUGGUUGCAAUGUCACCACCCCUCACUUUUGUGACAUCAAAACAACCAUACCUACAAAUUAGUGGGUUCUUCAUCUCGUCUGCAAGCCUGGGUGGAGUUGGCUGCCCUUCACAGUUCUGCAUUGAGAAGCCCAGUUACAGGUGUUGGGUCUGCUGUGAGCCCCCAAGGGGUCUCCAAGCAGAGGUGAGCCAGUGGAUCCUGCCGGACUCUGAGUGACAUUAGUGUUCUCACUUUCCCUAAAUGAGAAAACGCCAUUCUACAACACACACUUAAGAGCAGUAUUGAACUCUGUGCUUUUGAUCCCCCCUGGACAGUACAUGUGACUUUUCUCUGCCAUGUUCCAAGACAUCGUUCCUUAAAAUUCAUGAAUAUCAUUGUCUAAGGAUUCUGAGUGGCAGAGACUUUCAAAAGACAAACGGUCCCAUCUAUACUGUGCACUUGGAUAAAAUCGGGCCAUUAAGUGUUUCUGAAUGCCUGUUCCUCAUAUGCCUACUUUUUGAGUGGUUUUUGUUGUUCUUUGUUUCCUUUUUGACUUGGAGAUUUGGGGUGGAUAUUGUUUCUUAUUUGUUCUUGUGUUCAAAGUUUUUCACUUCUCCCUCAAACGUCUGUCAUCACAUGAUGAUAUUCUUCUUAGAAUAAGACCUAGCAGCCCUUCCUCUAUCUCUCCUGAAUGGGUUUCCUUUUGCAGUGACCACUAUAGGAGGUCAGUGCUGCCAUUGAGAGGGACUAUGCUAUGGUUUGGCAUCAUGGUAGGCCACUCACAGUCUCCAUUCCUCCUCCUGAGGUCUCCUUCUGUCCAUCAUUUUGAUAGAAGAGCCAGUCAGAAUUCAAUGUCCAAUAUCCUAUCAACACUAGAAGCCCAUCAGCUGAUUCUUGUUCUCCUGUCACUCUGCAGGUGGGAAACCUGACUCCAAUUGCAGCUCUUGCCUCUGCAGGGGUCCACUCCAAAAAUAGGAGAAUAACUAGGCUUCCUGUUACUCCCUUUGACUGUGAUACAGUUUGUGCCCAUGUCCCCAGGCUCACUCUGCUCAGACUCAGAGGGGAGCUGCUACUGAUCACUGCUGUAUUAACUCAAAACCCAUUUGCCUUAUGGAAAUUUAGGGCCCUUAUUUCCACAAGGGAAUAGAGAAAGCCAACAGACCUCCUACCCAGCUGGUAUUUUCCAAGCAAGCUACUGCAUCUAUAAAAUUAGAUUCAAAUAACAAGUUAUUUUCAGGAUUUAUAAACUCAGUAUUGGAAAUAGUACUCGGGCAAGUGUUCUCAGAAUCCCCUUUCUAUCUAUUAAUCAAUUGCAUAACUUCUGCAUAGGCUGGGGAAAAAAACAUAAGAACAAUUUGGGUUAACCCAAAAGCUUUCCACUGAUUUUGUGGUUUUGUUUGUUUUAAAUAAAUCCCAUCCAUUUAUCAGAGGGAAACAAAUGGGGGUGGAGUUAAUCCUGAUUACAUGAUUCCUUUUUCACUUUUACAAUGAACUCAUCCCUUCUAAUCAAAUCUUAUCAUAACCAAAUCUAUAAAUUAAGUUACCUAAUACAAUUUUUAAUAAUGGCUGAUGUCCAUCAUUGUAAGCAACAUUCACUACAGUAAAUCCCAGUGAAAUCUAAGAACUGAAGUGGUCCAUUGAGGUUUACAUGGACAGGAUGCCGACAGUUUGGCACAUGGACACAGAUAAGCAUAUAAAAAUAUGAAUAUCUCUUUUAAAGUAUCCUUUUUCUCAUAAUGAGACUGAAGCUUCCAGGAGAAAAUUGAGAGAUCAGUUUGGCUACUUGCUUUCUUAUUGAUUCUGAAGAGAGUUGAAGCAACACGCUAGCUGUUGACUGCCUAGCUGAUUUCUCACUUAGAAAGAGCUUGAAACUGAGCAAUUACAGGCACCGCAAGAGAAGGGCCGCCUGGCCCCUCAAGCAGAACUGAGGUUUAGUGCAGGCGAACCCAGGAAGUGGCAAUGCCAGAUAAUGGCUACGUGCUUCUGAUAUGGCUUUAAAAUGAGAACUGUUUCUUCUGGUUCUGCUUUGGCAUAAGGCACAGACAUCUUCACAAAAAAUAGGGACAACUGAUGUUGGGCUGGACCUAUAACAUUCGUCAUUCUGAUUCUCCAAUGCUAAAAGAGAAUAGGGGUUUUGACCUAUCUCUGUAUUUCAUUAUAUUUUGAAGCACAGGUCUCAUAAUAUUGAGACUCUCAUAUGCAGGUAUUGGAAUUUUAAUGUCCACAGUUUGAGAAAAUCCAUAACGGAAAUUCAAAUGUUCAUAACACUUUUAAAUGCAUUUUAGUCAGAUUUUUCACUGCUAUGACUGCAAGACCAACAAGAACAAUAUUAGGGGAGGAAAAGUUUAUGAGGGCUCAUGAUUUCAGAGGUCUCAAUUCAUAGACCGCAGGCUCCAUUUCUCGGGGCUCAAGGCAAGGCAGGACAUCGUGGCAGAAGAGUGUGGCAGAGGGAUGCAGCUUACAUGGUGAUUGGGAAGCAGAGACAGACUCCACUCUCCAGAUACAAAAUACAUACUCCAAUAUAUACCCCACCUUCU